Corylus avellana is the source of this 1097-nucleotide messenger RNA. NCBI's taxonomy places the organism in Eukaryota, Viridiplantae, Streptophyta, Magnoliopsida, Fagales, Betulaceae. The record is from RefSeq and is a predicted model, not a curated record.
CACCUUAGAGAAGAUAUACCAUUGUCUUCCUAUCUUCCAUGGCCAACCUGAACUCUCUCCCUUUAUAUGAAAUAAUCCAGCGUAAAAAUGGUGUAAAAAGAGUCGUUGAAAUCAUAAUCUUGUUCCUUCUCCUUUCUCUCCUUAUUUAUCGUCUUCUCUUCCUCAACGACCAUGGCCUCACUUGGCUCCUUGCCUUACUAUGCGAGUCAUGGUUUACCUUCAAUUGGGUUCUCAUCAUCAACAUCAAAUGGAAUCCUGUGGAAUACAAAACGUACCCGGACAACCUCGUACAACGGGCAAUUGAGCUUCCGUCGGUGGACAUGUUUGUGACAACUGCAGACCCUGUGCUAGAACCUCCUAUCAUCACCAUAAACACCGUACUCUCUUUAUUGGCAAUUGAUUACCCAGCUCACAAGCUAGCCUGCUAUGUUUCCGAUGAUGGCUGUUCUCCCUUGACCUACUACUCUCUUUCCGAAGCCUUAAAGUUUGCCAAGCUUUGGGUUCCAUUCUGUAAGAAGUACAAUAUUCAAGUCAGAGCUCCAUUUAGAUACUUUUCCAAUGAUUCCCUAACGUCCAGUACUAAUAGCUCUAAUUGGGAGUUCCAUCAAGAAUGGAGAAGGAUGAAAGAUGAGUAUGAGCUGCUUUGCCAUAAAAUUGAGGAUGCCGCCCAAAAGUCGAGGCCAUGUGAUUUUACUGGGGAAUUUGCAGAAUUCUCAAAUGUAGAACGCAAAAACCAUCCAACUAUUAUUAAGGUUAUGUGGGAGAACAAGGAAGGUCUUGUAGAUGGGGUGCCACAUUUGGUCUAUAUAUCUAGGGAGAAGCAGCAUAAGCAUCCUCAUAAUUCCAAAGCCGGUGCCAUGAAUGUCCUGACGAGAAUCUCUGGAUUGAUGACAAAUGCUCCAUAUAUGCUGAACGUAGACUGCGAUAUGUUUGUCAACAACUCAAAUGUUGUUGUUCAUGCAAUGUGCCUACUAUUAGAUUCCAACAGUGAAAAGGAAUUCGCGUUUGCUCAGUUCCCACAAGUGUUCUAUGAUGGAUUAAAGGAUGACCCCUAUGGCAAUCAGUACGUGGUCUUGCAUGAAGUAAGUCAAAUUUAA